Daphnia pulex (common water flea) is the source of this 1848-nucleotide messenger RNA. RefSeq lists its product as uncharacterized. The coding region runs from base 24 to 1025 and encodes 333 amino acids. Gene Ontology annotation, molecular function: protein binding. The record is from RefSeq and is a predicted model, not a curated record. The transcript is spliced from 6 exons. Lineage: Eukaryota; Metazoa; Arthropoda; Branchiopoda; Diplostraca; Daphniidae.
GUACGUUACAUUUUUGCUACAACAUGGCUUGCCUCUCUGCAAUCCGUUUAGGAAUUUUCGUAUUGGUUGUGUCGAACUACGCUCUUGCUGUCCUCACCGUAGAGCAACAACUGAUAGAGAUGCAACAACAUUUCGCGGAAUUGAAGAGCGUUUUGACAGCGAAAGAUAUUCAAUUAGAAGAAUUUAAGCAACAGCAUGAAAAAAGUGUGGAAAAAUUAGGCGACCAACUAACUCGUCUGGAAGCAGAAGCGUCACAAAUGAAAGCUCAGCUUGCUGAAAUGGAUGCUCAAACGAGACAACAAAAAUCACUUUUAACUGCUCAACAAAGCGGAAGUGAAAGUAUCAAUCAAAAUAGCUUUGAAUUAAAAGAAGAGAACGCUAGUGUUCUCAGGCAGGGAAAAUUGAAAAUUCCAAGAUCAUGUGCGGAUUUAAAGACAAUGGGACAACCUUCCAGCGGAAUCAACUUGAUUAUCGGAGCUAAAUAUAUCGAAACUGUUUUAUGCGACUUCCGUAAACAGCCAAACGAUCCUAGUUUCCAGACGUUUAUUGGCUAUGCUGAAGUAAAGUCAUCGCCUACCUAUUUCUACGUCCAGAAAAACCGAUCUUUCGAUAAGAAAAACACUCCUCUUCCGUUCGAAGUUGCUCAGGUCAAUAUCGGAGGCGCCAUGGAUUUACCAUCAGGGAAAUUCACGGCGCCUCGCGCGGGAGUUUACUUUUUCUCCUUCUCUGGACUUGUGCAAUUCCCGGAAUCGUCAACGCUCGUCUUCAGUUACGGGGCACGUCUGCUGUUAAACGGCAACGAAGUCGGGAGAGGAUGGGUUGAAGAGGCCAAUACCAAAGCAACUCAAAACAGUCCGCUAACACUGCAAUCUACAUUGAAUUUACAAGCGGGAGAUAAAGUUUGGUUAGAGCUCACGGCGUGGGAAUCGUAUGGAGAGUAUCUCUAUGACGACCCUUCCCAUUACACUCACUUUUCGGGAUUGCUUCUAUCUGAAGAAAUUUCACGCUCGAUUAAAACGGCUUAAUCAAAAUUGAAUUCAAAAACGCAAAGAGUUUCGAUUAUAAGAAAGGGUAAUGGUUAUCUUGGGAGUUUUGAGAAUUUUAAAAUACACUGCAUGAUUAAUCAAUUUUUCGCUUAAUGGAUUUGAUAAGAAAAGAUGGACUGAAUGACGUACGUUGAAAAUUUCGAGUAUUUCUAAAUUAAGGCCAGAGCUCUGUUUUCGUAAUUGUUUGUUGUACAAUGCAAUGUGUGCAGUACAAGUAUGGCCGUGACGGUGAAUACGAACGAGUCGACAAACAAGGAAACAAUGGCAUCUGGAACGGAUCAUUAAGUGCAAGGCAAGAUCUGUUUUUAUGGUAAGGUGAAAAUGCGUCAAUAAUCAUCAGUCCAUCAGUUCUAGCCGAAGAAACGACUCACAGCAACAUGUCUUUGCUGAAAGUGUUUGUUUUUUUGGUCGCUUUCGUCUCAAUUUGCAUCUCGGCUCAGUUGAGCUAUGGCCCACCACCAUACGCUCCACCGGAAUACUCUGGCUACAAAUAUAAGCCGAAAUACCACAGAAAUCACGAAAAAAUCACGGUGUACCAUGAUCACGAAAAUGAACAGGUCUACGAAAGCAAUGGCGGCUCUUUCUCUCCAUGGGGCCAGAUGCCAAUACAUUAAUCAGCCUAGAAGCAUCUUCACGAAAACGAUCUAUUAAGUUUCUUAAAUUACCCCAAUCCUAUCUGCUCCCACUAUACAAAAUGUAGAAUUUAAAAAAAAAAAUGUUUUUCAUAUUACUUUUAUCCUGUUUACUUUUCAUUACGUUAACUGAAAAUUAUUAGUCAAAAUACAACGUAAAUCAUCACAAA